GCCGCCUAAACGCGCAGCGAGGGUCCUUUUACUUCGCGCAUGCGCCAAAAAUGUUGCUGCCGUAGCCAGACAGCAGCACGGAGAGUCAAUAUACUGGGGAUGGUCUGUUCGUUAUUAAUAUUAAAUCUACGGUCUAUCUCCACAAAAUGAAGUUUCCUUACUCGUAGUUUCCUGAGGCUAUGGUGAGGAGAAGGUUUCCCAUGCUGCAUUAGAGCUACAGUGACAUGCUGGCCUGUCUGCCAGCAUCAGGUGACCCUACUGUCAGACUUCUCUCCCAUACGCAGAUGAACACUGGACUUCAAAAAUGGGAAACUACACAGAAGAUGAGAUCUGCCAGCUACCCGACCCCAGCAGAGUUGGAUGCCUAUGCUAAGAAAGUUGCCAACAACCCUUUGACCAUCCAGAUCUUCCCUAACAGCGUCAAAGUACCUCAAAGGAAGCACAUUCGACGCACAGUCAACGGGCUUGACACAUCCUCAUCUGGCCAGAGGCACAGUCCCUACCCCUCUCAGGUCAGCUCCAGUGGGGGCCUGCUGGCUGUCCUCCGUGUGCCUGCCAAAGGUGUUAUCAAAGAAUCAGACGGCAGCCGUGCCCGGCAGCUUCAGAGAGCCGUCAUGAACUCUCACAGUGGACCGUACACUACUCAAAGCACUUUAAAUCUCUCACAGCCUGUGCCUCACCUAGAGGGCCCGUCUCAGCCUGUAACCCAGGCUGCACAAAAACAAGGCAUGGUUCACCCACAGGCACUACAGCAGCAGCCGCAGCAAAGCAUGGCACGCCCAAUGACUUUACAGCAGCCUCAAGCUAUGCCUCUGCCACGGGCAUUACAGCAAAGGAACAUGGCUCAUGUGCAGUCUCUGCAGCAGAGCUUUUCACAAGGACUACAGAGGCAGCAGAGUUUGCCCCACACCCAGGCUCUACAGCAGCCACAGAGCCAGCCCCAACAGCAUCUCUCUCAUCUGCAAACACUACAGCAUCAGACAGCUCCUUCACAAGCUUUACUAACACAACAGGGAGUUACUCAGGAUCUGCGCCGCACGUCUGAUGGCGCUCAGCUCCAGAGUCUGCAGCACACCCAGGGGCUUCUUGGCACGCAGGCUGGGGCUGCAGGCCCUCCUAGCAUGACUACCAGCCUCCAGCAGCCCCCACCUGGGCCAUACGGGCCCCGGAAGCCGCCUGACGCAGAUGCCCCACCAAAUGUAACUGUAUCUACCUCCACCAUCCCACUGUCCAUGGCGGCCAGUCUGCAUCAGAAUCGGUCCAGUGACCUAAGCAGCAUUGUGCUCCAAAUAAACCAACUGUGCCAGGCACGGGCUGGCAUGGGCAACACCUCUGUCUGUGAAGGGCAGAUUGCAAACCCGAGUCCCAUCAGUCGCAACCUGCUUAUUAAUGCCAGCUCAAGAGUGUCAUCCCACUACCCAGCUCUGAGCUCUGUGCCCAGCUGCCUCAUGGUGGGGCCUUCAGACAAAGCUACUGCUCAGACCUCCAGUGCUGCUCUUCAUUCACAGCCCAGUACAGCUUCUAAUAACUGUCUACCUGCCUUUCACACGGACCCUGAGAAGGUACAACUGCAGCAACAACAACUUCACCACCUGCAGAAACAGCAGCAUCAGCUGCAGCAGCAGCAGCAACAUUUACAGCAACUACAGCAGCUGCAGCAGCAACAGCGCUCGUGGGCUCAGCAUCAAAUGGCCCAUAUGCAGCAGCCCCCUGAGGGGGCUCAUCCUUGCAAGAACCCCAGGAUGGAGCCUCCGACCGAGUGCAGUUUCCCCUCUAGAAACCUCAGUUACUCCCAUAAGCUACCCAGUGCUGCUCAGUCUUUUCCUCUAAAACACCCUGUAGAGAAGCCACCGCCUUCGUCACCGGUUAACUGCGCAGUGGGUUCUAUCCCCUACAAUAAUGGCCACUACAUGCAGUCACCGUGGGGCAACAAUAGAUCCGGCCCUCAGGAACUCCCAGUGGCUUACCAGGGAGUGCAGGCUGCUGCUUCCACAGACCGCGUUCUGGGGGCAAAGUACAGACCAGGGAAGGAUGGUCCUACUGACCAGUCCAAGGUGAUGCAGAAUGUGGAUUACCUAGGAGGGGACUUCCAGAUGUCCAGCUUUCAAGAGCAAAACGUGGAUAUGAUUGAGACGAUGCACAGAUCAACCAUGGGCCAAGUUCAGGAGCCCAGCAAUGGCAGCGGAGUCCGUAAUCAUCAUCCAGGCUACUGUUAAAAACUCCUGCUAACCCUCACUUGUGUGUUUAAGCUUCUGUGGUUUAUAAUUAAUAUUCGGAUCUUGCAAGUGAUCAAUUACAUGUUAUUGCUUCAUAGCUUAAUUUGAUGAGGUUUCAGGUUGUAAUGUUUCAAAGUAUUCCUCAGGUCUAAAGCCAUGUCAUACCUUUGUUAUACAUGAAGGCUUGUUGACAUCUUUGUCUGCUGUGGGGUAGAAUUGCUCCCUAUCACUGGUGCGGGUGUGCUGCUCUUUAUUCAUGUCUUCUAAAAUAUGAAUUUGAUUUUCUGGGGUUGACAUGGAACAAAGCAACUUUCUUCAGCAUUUGUGGCCUUACAACUGCCCAAAGGCAAGAUUUCAGAUGUGCUUGUGUAGUUUCCCCCAGUUAUUUAUCCUCUUUUUAAAAAUUCACAUGAGUUAAAUGUAUAUGCAAUUAAUGAGACUGUUGAUGGGCGGUUGCUGUUGCAGGUUGUUCCCUUCCAUAGUAACCUUGUUCUAAUUGCCUGCGUGCAGACAUGGCGACCACUGUUGAGCAGCACUAGCAAACAAUAAAAAUCUCCUGUUCUGGGAGACGUAGUGUUUUA
Molecule: messenger RNA, 2797 nt
Organism: Betta splendens (Siamese fighting fish)
Lineage: Eukaryota; Metazoa; Chordata; Actinopteri; Anabantiformes; Osphronemidae
Product: protein FAM222B-like
Exons: 3
Coding region: 225-2216 (663 amino acids)
Source: RefSeq, a predicted model, not a curated record